Xenopus laevis (African clawed frog) is the source of this 3628-nucleotide messenger RNA. RefSeq names its product capping protein, Arp2/3 and myosin-I linker protein 2-like (gene carmil2.L). The transcript is spliced from 11 exons. Bases 987 to 1967 code for a protein of 326 amino acids. NCBI's taxonomy places the organism in Eukaryota, Metazoa, Chordata, Amphibia, Anura, Pipidae. The record is from RefSeq and is a predicted model, not a curated record.
GGUAGACUUUUUCAGCACAUUUUGGAUGCUGAAAAACUCGGCUUAUACUCGAGUAUAUACGGUAUGUAUCUUUAAUUAAAUAAGUUAUCUGGCAAUGUAAAAAUACUUACACUGAAUGGUUGAUACAUUGUCGGUUCCAGCAUCCAAUGCAGCUGAAAUAACUACCACAUAUUUUCCAAAUAAGUAUCCCUUUAAUAUGCAAUGUUCUUGCUGAUUAACAAAUGAAUCAAUUAACUUCAGCAAGAACUACACUGCUCUCUUAUAUUUUCCAGGAGUGAACAAUUUAUUCCAAUCGCUUGUUUCUCAUGAAACUUUUGGCAAUUCCAUUUGCCAUCUUGACCUUUCUGGGAAUCCUGGGAUUCUUGCUACAGAGGAUUGCAUUAGUUUCUACAGUUUUCUUGAUCAUUGCAAAUCAUUGUGUCAUCUUAAUCUGGCUGGUACUGAUUGUGCUCUGGAUUCUGUAAGUAUAUUAUUAUUAUUAGUAGUAUUACUUCCAAAUUCUGAAUACACUAUAAUGCAUGGUUUUUUUUCUUCUUAUAGCUUUUUGGGCCUCUGUUGCAUGGCAGCUGUUCAAGACUGUCAUAUCUGAAUGUCUCUAGAAAUGUAUAUACACACAAGUAAGUGUGUGACCUUUUUAUUUGAUAAACUUGGCUAAUUUCAGAAAAUAAAAUAAAGAACAGAGUUUUAAAGUGCUUGUAUACAGGAUUAUGUGCUCCUAUAUACCUAAUUUGUGUAUUAUAGUAUAUUUGUAUGUGGCAGCAAUAUUGCUUUGUUGACUGUGUUAUCAUCCUAGCAAGUAAGCACAAUAAAUAUAGCUGUGAGCCAUCACUACUGUACAACAGUGAGCCAUCACUUCCCAUGCCAUCUGUUCUUAUGGUAAGGAAGCCCCACUGCAUUUUAGGGCCUUGUCAGUUUGACAAUGGAAUGGAUUUUCUUGACCUAAAUGUAUAUAUUAAAACUAGAUUUAUUAAGACCAGGUCCACCAAAUGGGGAAGUUCCGUUUCCCAACAUAUUCCUUGUGUUCUUACGUUGUUUUUUUGUUUUGUAAAAGAAGAAUCAAAGAUAUUCCUCCUGAAGUUUCACAUUUUUUUACCAAGACCUCUGCCCUUAAGCAUCUUAACUUAUCUGGAACUAAAUUACCUUCAGAAAUGUUAAGAGAGAUUUUACAUGGAUUGGCAAUAAACGAUAAGAUCAGCAAUCUGCAUAUGGAUCUUAGUGAUUGUGAGCUCCGCUCAUCAGGUGCCCAGGUAAUACAAGACAUGAUUUUCGAUAUUAACUCACUGAGCAGCCUGGAUAUAUCCAACAAUGGGUUUGAUUCUGAUAUGGUAACACUCAUCUUAUCAAUUGGACGAAGUAAAUCCAUAAAGCAUGUCUCAUUAGGAAAAAAUUUUAAUGUUAAAUCUGGCACUGCUGUGGCUGACAUCAUUCACCGAAUUGUGCAACUAAUUCAAGAUGAAGACUGUACAAUUGAAUCUCUGUCAUUGGCUGAUUCUAGGCUGAAAUCAGAAAUAAACAUUCUCCUAAAUGCCCUAGGAAAAAAAAACAACCUCAGAAAGAUUGAUAUCAGUGGUAAUGCAAUGGGGGACACUGGUGCCAAACUCCUGUCAAAAUCCUUACAACUUAAUACACAACUUAGGAUGAUUACCUGGGACAAAAAUAAUACAACAGCAAAUGGAUUUCUUAUUUUAGCCCAUGCACUGGAAAGGAAUUAUACAUUACGUUCCAUGCCUCUGCCUUUAAGUGAUAUUUCACAAGCAUAUCGAAUGAAUCAAAGUAAAACUGAGGAUGCUUUACAUCUGAUUCAAAGUCAUCUUCUAAGGAACAAUCAGAUGAAAGGGAAUGUUCCUAAAAAGGUGAAUGGAUUUCAUAAGAAAAAAUCAUUUACUUUGCCCCUAAAGUUGAAAAUGCAACAAGCAAGAGGCAUGAAAGAAGAAACACCUGGGCAUGAAGAACAAAUAAUCAGAUAAACUCUAAACUCCUCUCUCUAACAACUUCAUUUGGUCUGUCUCAGUGGACCUCGCCUACCCACAUCGAGGGUCAUGCUCUUGAUCUUAUAUUCUGCCAUCACAACCAUCUCUCUCUACCCACACCUUAAUGCACAAGAUUUAUCAACAGUAGCAGCACAACCCAUCUCUCAUAUUAACAAUCUUUCCUGUCCAAAUAGGGCAGCUUCUCUAUACAAUGAUGCCUUUCAACAGCUCUUGACUCCUUUGCUCCUUCUACCAUCCGUCACAGCCAACCAGCUAAAGCCCAAACCUGGCACACUAGUUUAACUCGGUACAUAACAAGAUGUUAUAGAUCAGCUGGACGACAGUGGAAAAAGUUACAAACUGAUCCUGACUUCAGCCACUUCAAAUUCAUGCUCUCCUACCACACUCGAGCUCUAUCAGUAGCUAAAGAACAGUACUUCUCCUCUUUAAUCUCUACUCUCUCCUCCAAACCGCAGCAACUGUUUGCCACAUUUAACUCACUCCUAUGCCCCCCUCAACUAUCAAUGAAACUGCAAAAGAUCUUGAUAAUUUCUUUAAUGAAAAAAUCGAUCUCAUUAGACUGAGCAUACUAUCUGACAACAAUCUCAGACUAACUUGCAGUCCACUCACAUCCUCAACACUAGAUGAUGUUAGCAAACUUCAAUCACACGCACAACCUGCUCCCUUGACCCCAUACCUUUAUGCAUCCUUUAUCCAAUCUCUGAUACACUCUCUCCUGCACUUACCCACCUAUUUAACCUUUCACUCUCUACUGGUACUUUGCCAUCCAUCUACAAACAAACACUAAUUACUCCUAUCCUCAAAAAACCUUCCCUUGAUCCCAGCUCUCCUGCCAACUAUUGUCCUGUUUCCCUUCUUUCAUUCGCAUCCUAAUUACUGGAAAGGCUUGUUUACAAAUGCCAGCAUUUCACUCCCAACUUCCUUCUUGACCCCCUGCAAUCUAACUUCCGCCCAACACACUCAACUGAAACUGCAUUCACCAAAGUAACCAAUGAUCUUCUACUGGCAAAGUCUCAAUGACACUAUUCCAUACUAGGAAAACCUAUUAAGUUGUUUUGCCUUCAGUAUCACCUUUAUGCUGAUGACACCCAACUGUACUUGUCUACUCCUGACCACUAUCCUUCUGUCCUUUCCUAGACUGUCUCUCUGCUGUCGCCUCCUGGAUGUCACAGCACCUCGAUUUCACAGCGCCACCUGAAACUGAAUCUUUCAAAAACAGAACUCAUUAUAUUUCCUCCAAGAUCUUCCCCUGUCUCUAAGAUAUCACUCACAGUAAACAUCACUUUUCAUUCGAACACACAAGCACACUACCUAGGAAUUAUCCUAGAUUCACAUCUGUCUUUUUCACCACAUAUCCAAACAUUUGCAAAAUCUUGUAGUAUUUAGCUAGUGUUUAACACUUAUUCAGUCUCUUAUCUUCUCCUGCCUUGAUUACUGUGACCUACUCCUCGCAGGUAUUCCAAGUCGCCUUUCACAAUUCCAAUCUGUUCUAAAUGCAGCUGCUAGACACAUUCAUCUAUCUCACUGCUCAGCAUCAGCUGCUUCCAUUUGCAUGUCCCUUACUGGCUCCCAAUCUCCUCUAGAAUCAAAUUCAAAUUAAUAACAUUCACAUUCAUGGCCCUUAACAAUGAAGCCCU